UCUGGCUUAGGUUGAGCAAACCUAUCCUGGAACCUCCCAUCCCAACAUCAUUUCAAGACAAAAAAGGGGCCUCCAUCUAUCUUAGCAUUAUCUAAUUUCUAUAGGGAGGGGUUAAGAGGUCCCAAACAUCAUUUGAUUCGACUAAUUUGUCCAGCAAUUUGGCUAGUUUCAUAUAUUUAUUUGAUUUCCUGAGAUCGAAAUACAUCGAUCUCUGAUUUGUUAGAUUUCAUUUAUUGAUUUUCGUAAUAUUACGUGGUGGUGAUCAAACAAUGAUGAUGGCUAGCCAAAGGAGCAAUGCAUCCAAGAGGGACGAGUCCGUUGUGGUCGCAAUCGAUAAGGACAAAGGCAGCCAAUAUGCUCUGAAAUGGGCCAUUGAUAAAUUCUCUCUCGGCAAAGGCAAAAGUGUCACCCUCCUCAACGUCAAACACAAGCCUAACUCAUCAGCGGGAAGCAAUCACCUAGAUGAUGGCUACCCAGUUGUACACAAAUGUCAAAUUGAUAGCCAUGCCAAGGAAUUGUUCCUUCCUUUCCGCUGCUUCUGCACUCGCAAGAAUAUACACGUUAAUGAAGUUGUAAUAGAAGGAGCGGACAUAACCAGAGCUCUUUGCGAUUACGUUGCCGCGAAUUUGAUUGAGAACAUAGUGCUUGGUGCUUGUUCGAGGAACAGUUUUGUCAGAAGAUUUAAGGCACUAGAUGUUCCGAGCGGUGUAGUAAAAAACGCACCUGAGUUCUGCAAUGUCUAUAUCAUCGCGAAGGGGAAGCUUUCAUCUUCGAGGAAUGCCUCAAUUCCUACGCCGUCGGCGCCUACUCGACAGGGUUACGGUAACAGCAACGCAGGUUCUGGUUUCUCUGAUCCGCGGAUCAUGCAAAGCAGCGACAGCAUAGGGAAUGUUACACAAUCGCCAUUUUCGCGGAGAAGCACGGAAGAAAAUGAUUUUAUCAGGUCACCGUUCACCAGAAGCCAGUUUUCGAACAGAUCGUAUGGAGAACUGUCGAUGCCGGAAUCCGACAUAUCAUUCGUUAGCUCCGGUAGGCCGAGCACAGAGAGGCUAUUCCCUAUGUUGUCUGACAGCCAGGAAAUGAAUUAUCCCUGUCGUCUUUCCAACGGAUCUGACACAGAGAGCAGGUUGAGUUUCGGAUCGGUGUUCUCUGGAUCCAGGGCAUCGGACGUGAACAACGCUCUCAACAUGGUAUCACCAUUCUCGCAGGAAACUGGCGGAUCGUGGUCGUCGUCAUCUCAGAACCUGGACGAAGUAGAGGCUGAAAUGAGACGACUGAAGCAGGAGUUGAAGCAGACAAUGGACAUGUACAGCACAGCCUGCAAGGAAGCACUUUCCGCAAAACAGAAGGCAAUGGAACUUCAUCGAUGGAAAGUGGAGGAGCAGCAGAGGCUAGAAGAUGCGCGGUCGGCGGAGGAAGCGGCACUGGCCUUGGCGGAGAAAGAGAAAGCGAAGUGCAAAGCGGCAAUCGAAGCGGCGGAGGCGGCGCAGAGGCUAGCAGAGCUGGAGGCGCAGAAGAGGAUAAACGCAGAGAUGAAAGCAAUGAAAGAAGCGGACGAGAAAAUGAAGGUGCUCGACAAAAUCGCGAAGAACGAUUUCAGGUACCGCAAGUACGCAAUAGAGGAUAUCGAGGCCGCAACGGAAAACUUCUCCGGUUCCCGAAAAAUCGGGGAAGGCGGUUACGGCCCUGUUUAUAGAUCCACCCUGGAUCAUACAGAGGUGGCUAUAAAGGUCCUCCGCCCAGACGCCGCUCAGGGGAGAUCGCAGUUUCAACAAGAGGUUGAAGUUCUGAGCUGCAUACGUCAUCCCAACAUGGUUCUUCUCCUCGGCGCGUGCCCGGACUACGGUUGUUUAGUGUACGAGUACAUGGCGAACGGCAGCUUAGAAGAUUGUCUGUUACGACGAAACAACACCCCUCCGCUUCCCUGGCAGCUAAGGUUCCGAAUCGCGGCGGAAAUCGGCACCGCACUCCUCUUCCUCCACCAGACCAAGCCGGAGCCGCUAGUGCACCGUGACCUGAAACCGGCCAACAUCUUACUCGACCGGAACUUCGUGAGCAAAAUCAGCGACGUCGGGCUAGCUCGGCUAGUACCUCCCAACGUCGCCGACAGCGUGACGCAAUACCGGAUGACGUCGGCGGCCGGAACAUUCUGUUACAUAGACCCUGAAUACCAGCAAACCGGCAUGUUGGGAAUAAAAUCCGACGUUUACUCCCUCGGCGUCAUGCUUCUUCAAAUCAUUACCGCAAAACCUCCGAUGGGUUUGACCCAUCACAUGGAAAGAUCAAUUGAGAAAGGAACUUUCGCUGAUAUGCUUGAUCCGGCAGUUACUGAUUGGCCCGUGGAGGAGGCGUUAAAGUAUGCCAAGAUGGCUCUCAGGUGUGCCGAGCUCCGACGCAAAGACCGGCCGGACCUCGGCUCCGAGGUACUGCCUGAGCUUAACAGGCUACGAGCAUUGUCGGAAGAAUCCAUGCCGUCUCUGCAUAGAUAUUAAAACAAUGGUGCUACGUGUACAAAAUCAUGUAAAAAGACGGCGGUUACAACACAAUCCAGAGGUAGUCCCCCUUGUGAGAAUUCAAACCUGGACGUAUAGCAAAUCAAAAUGCUACAGUCUUGAACUGUGAUGUGACAAAGAGGUUUUUUUUUUUUUUUCUCCUUCCAAAUUGUAUGACAAUUUAAGCUUUAAAGGCACAUUGGACUAGUGCUCAUUAAGGCGAGAAUAUCCAGUCAACUAUUAUGUAAUUGAUGCAUAAACUGAGUCUGGAUGUUAAGAAUUCAACAAUUUUUUAUUGAAGUGCUGGAAUGUUCAUAUUCCAACUAUGCAA
Molecule: messenger RNA, 2823 nt
Organism: Ipomoea triloba (trilobed morning glory)
Lineage: Eukaryota; Viridiplantae; Streptophyta; Magnoliopsida; Solanales; Convolvulaceae
Product: U-box domain-containing protein 35-like
Exons: 8
Coding region: 270-2492 (740 amino acids)
Biological process (GO): protein phosphorylation
Molecular function (GO): ATP binding; protein kinase activity
Source: RefSeq, a predicted model, not a curated record